AAAGAGAAAAAAAAAAAACGUGAAGAAGAAAUAAAUAGGGAGGGGGGAAAAGAAUCAAAUUGGCGUAAAACUCCAUAAUACGUAAGCAAAAUCACGUUUUAGCACUACUCCAAAUUCCAUCCCCAAUUAACAACAAAAUUACAUCUCUCGACUCCAAAAACCCAGCAAAAUCAUCAUCAUCAUCUUUUUUCCAGACCCAAAAAUUUGGUGGGUGGAACUCCUUUUUCUUGUACUUUCAAAUCUUACCCAGAAAACAGUUCCACCAAAAGUAACGUAUAAAAUCUCAAUUCUGAUUUUUGAGUGGGGAAAAACAAAUAGAGAGGAGAGAGAAAGUUUGGAUCUUUCAAUGGCAUCAGAUCAGGAAUUACCGCAAGAAAUACCAGAAGGAACAUUGCAGAACAUAUUGGACCAAAAUACCCUCAAAUGGGUAUUUGUAGGAGGCAAAGGUGGUGUUGGGAAGACAACUUGUAGCUCAAUUCUUGCCAUUCUUCUAGCAAGCGUUCGAUCUUCUGUUCUUAUUAUCUCAACUGAUCCUGCCCACAAUCUUAGCGACGCUUUUCAACAGCGUUUUACCAAGGCUCCUACCCUUGUUAAUGGCUUCACCAAUCUCUUUGCAAUGGAAGUGGAUCCGUCCGUAGAGAAUGAAGAUCUUUCUGGUGAUGGGCCAGAUAACUUUGUAUCUGAGCUGGCAAAUGCAAUUCCUGGAAUCGAUGAAGCUAUGAGUUUUGCGGAAAUGCUGAAAUUGGUUCAGACAAUGGAUUACUCUGUCAUAGUGUUUGAUACAGCUCCCACAGGGCACACACUUCGUCUUUUGCAAUUCCCUUCCACAUUAGAAAAGGGACUGACAAAAAUGAUGACCUUGAAGAAUAAAUUUGGAGGCUUAUUGAGUCAGAUGACUCGUCUCUUUGGUGUUGAAGACGACUUUGGUGAAGAUGCGAUCCUUGGCCGGCUUGAAGGCAUGAAAGAUGUAAUCGAACAAGUAAACCAGCAGUUCAGGGAUCCGGAUUUGACAACCUUUGUCUGUGUUUGCAUUCCUGAGUUCCUCUCUCUCUAUGAAACAGAGAGAUUGGUGCAGGAACUAGCAAAGUUUGAGAUUGAUACUCACAAUAUCAUCAUUAAUCAAGUUCUUUUUGAUGACGAAGUUAUUGACUCUAAGCUGCUGAAAGCAAGAAUGCGAAUGCAAGAGAGGUAUAUUGAUCAGUUCUACAUGUUGUAUGAGGACUUCCACAUUACAAAAUUGCCAUUGAUGCCAGAAGAGGUCACUGGCUUACAAGCGUUGAAGGGAUUUUCUCGUCAUUUCCUUACACCAUAUCAACCUUCAAUCACAAAAGGAAGUGUUGAAGAACUGGAGAUGAGGAUAACGGAGUUGAAGCUACAGUUAAAUGGUGCAGAAGAGGAGCUGGAGAGACUACGAAAGGGCAAACAAAAGGUGUAAUUGUGUCUCAUAAUAUGCCAUCGCUUUUUUGUGCCAUUUUCUUCUUCGAAAUUUUUACUGUUUUAGCUAUUCCUGUUUUCCUCCUUUAUAAGAAAAAAAAAUUGGUGGUUGGAUAGGCAGGUUAUAUAGCCCACAGGGCCUUGUCCAAGGAUGGUCUAUUUAUUGGUUUUUCUGCAGGGAUGCAUGAUUUACAGUAUAAUCUUUUUGCCUCCUAUACAUUGUUUAUUUAGGCUUACUGUAACAAAAAUCAAUGAAAGGUGAGCGUUUUGUAGGACAAGUUAUUUGCUGAAACUUUUCUCCUUGAUAGCAAA
This is a messenger RNA of Beta vulgaris subsp. vulgaris (sugar beet), 1746 nucleotides long. RefSeq names its product ATPase GET3A. The coding region runs from base 347 to 1435 and encodes 362 amino acids. NCBI's taxonomy places the organism in Eukaryota, Viridiplantae, Streptophyta, Magnoliopsida, Caryophyllales, Amaranthaceae. The record is from RefSeq and is a predicted model, not a curated record. Gene Ontology annotation, molecular function: ATP binding; ATP hydrolysis activity. Gene Ontology annotation, cellular component: GET complex. The transcript has 7 exons. Gene Ontology annotation, biological process: post-translational protein targeting to endoplasmic reticulum membrane.